Ochotona curzoniae (black-lipped pika) is the source of this 1865-nucleotide messenger RNA. RefSeq names its product WD repeat domain, phosphoinositide interacting 1 (gene WIPI1). Gene Ontology annotation, biological process: protein localization to phagophore assembly site; nucleophagy; autophagy of mitochondrion. Gene Ontology annotation, cellular component: cytosol; extrinsic component of membrane; phagophore assembly site membrane. NCBI's taxonomy places the organism in Eukaryota, Metazoa, Chordata, Mammalia, Lagomorpha, Ochotonidae. Gene Ontology annotation, molecular function: phosphatidylinositol-3-phosphate binding; phosphatidylinositol-3,5-bisphosphate binding; protein binding. Bases 74 to 1411 code for a protein of 445 amino acids. The transcript is spliced from 13 exons. The record is from RefSeq and is a predicted model, not a curated record.
GGAGCCGGCGCGGGCUGGCUGCUGAGGUGGCUAUCGCCGGCUCCGAGCGGCGGCUUCCCGGGUCGACCGCCCGAUGGAGGCCGAGGCCACCGACGCCCCUCCCGGCGGGGCCGAGGCGGCGCUCAGCUGCUUCUCUUUCAACCAGGACUGCACGUCCCUCGCGAUUGGAACCAAAGCCGGCUAUAAGCUGUUUUCUCUGAGUUCCGUAGAGCAACUAGACCAAGUCCACGGCAGCAAUGAAAUCCCGGACGUUUACAUCGUGGAGCGCCUCUUCUCCAGCAGCCUGGUGGUGGUGGUCAGCCAUGCCAAGCCGCGCCAGAUGAACGUGUACCACUUCAAGAAAGGCACAGAGAUCUGUAACUACAGCUAUUCCAGCAACAUCCUGUCCAUACGGCUGAACCGGCAAAGGCUGCUCGUCUGCCUGGAAGAGUCCAUUUAUAUCCACAACAUUAAAGAUAUGAAGCUGUUGAAGACACUCCUUGAUAUUCCUGCAAACCCAACAGGUCUGUGUGCCCUGUCCAUCAACCAUUCCAAUUCUUACUUGGCUUAUCCUGGGAGCCUGACCACGGGCGAGAUUGUGCUUUAUGAUGGAAACUCUUUGAAAGAUGUCUGCACCAUCGCCGCCCAUGAGGGGAUGCUGGCCGCCAUCACCUUCAACUCCUCAGGCUCCAAACUUGCAAGUGCGUCAGAAAAAGGCACAGUCAUCCGCGUGUUCUCGGUACCCGACGGGCAAAAGCUCUAUGAGUUUCGGAGAGGAAUGAAAAGGUAUGUGACCAUCAGCUCCCUAGUGUUCAGCAUGGACUCGCAGUUCCUCUGUGCCUCCAGCAACACCGAGACUGUACACAUCUUCAAGCUGGAACACCUCAGCGACAGCCGGCCAGAAGAGCCUUCCACCUGGAGCGGCUACAUGGGGAAGAUGUUCAUGGCUGCCACCAACUACCUCCCCGCCCAGGUGUCAGACAUGAUGAACCAGGACAGAGCUUUUGCCACCGGUCGCUUGAACUUCUCUGGACAGAGGAACAUCUGCACCCUCUCCACGAUCCAGAAACUACCCAGGCUGCUAGUGGCUUCCUCCGAUGGACACCUUUACAUCUACAACCUGGACCCUCAGGACGGAGGAGAAUGCGUCCUAAUCAAGACCCACAGCUUGCUGGGCUCAGGAACAGAAGAGAACAAAGAAAAUGACCUCAGGCCCUCCUUACCUCAGUCUUAUGCAGCCACAGUAGCCAGACCAAGCCCGUCCUCAGCCUCCACAGUGCCCGGUUACUCGGAGGAUGGUGGUGCACUCCGGGGAGAGGUUAUUCCAGAGCACGAGUUUGCGACGGGACCUGUGUGUCUGGAGGAUGAAAAUGAAUUUCCCCCUAUAAUCUUGUGCCGUGGAAGUCAGAAGGGCAAAUCGAAGCAGUCGUGAGGAGCACCCCGAGGAGGCAGGACACCCCCCUGUGAGGUGGAAGAAUGGCGUGUGAGUGUGUGAGCACCCAGGGGGGCAGGAUCCCAGGUGCUGUGCCCGGCAGCCACAGGAAGCGGCUGACCCCUCCCCGAGUUCCUGCCAGCCCCAUGUGGGCAGGGUGACAGUGUAUACCCGUGAUGCUAUUUAAAACUCUGUUCAAACCACAGUGUAAAUGCUAACUAACCAUAUUGGUAUAUAACCUGCAUUUUAUAUGAAAAAGGGUAUCCUUUUUUAAUAUAAGUUGUGUAAAAAAUGUACUUAUAAGGAAAAAAAAAUCACUUUAGAUAGUAUUUCUUGUAUAUUACAUACAUACAUGUGGAGAGACUAUUUUACCCAAAGUAUUUUUGCAGUGACUGCAGUUGUUAUUACCUUAGAGUUCCAUUCAGGACACUAAUAAUAAAAUCAUAGCAAUGCA